AUGAUGCGCAGAGCAGCCCUUGUUGCAGUGCUACUCGUCGCGCGCGCAUGUGCACGCCAGCCGUCGCAGCGAUGCACCAAAGUCCGCGCGCUGCAACCCUCGCAGCGAUGCCGCAAAAUUCACGCCGGCGGCGCGAACAACGCGUUUAGCGACUGGCAGCGGUCGUUUCGACGGGAUGCACCGAUCACGUACGCGCUGGCGGCUUCGCAUCUCCUGACGUUCGUCGCGUCGACGCGGCCCAAGUUACGUCAUUCCAUCGUCGGGCACGCCGUGUGCUGCCGCCGCGCCUUACAGAUGCGACGAUUCCACGCUCUCGCGGCGCACGCUAUUGUUACAGGGACGCCGUCCCAGCUGGGGUUCGGUCUACUGGCACUCUAUCUCGUGGCGAAGCCGGUGGAGACUUCCGCGGGGUCACAACGGUUCGCACGCUUCGCGUUGGCGAGUAUUAUUGCAGGCGGCUGCGCGACGGCGGUAUCACAAUCCCUCGGCGCGUCAGGAGGCGUGACGGGCUCGGGCGCGCUCGUCUACGCCUGCGGCUGCGUCUUCAUCCUGAAGAACCCGACAUCGCCGGUGCACCUCUUCUACGUCGCGCGGCCGUUUCAGGCGUCGCACGUCGGGGCUGCCCUCGUCGCGUGGGACUCGUUGAUGGCCGUCUGCGGCCACCCGGGCUCCGCGGCACACCUCGGCGGCGCGCUAGCCGGAUGGGUCUUCCAUCGAUACGGCCUGCUCGCGCCGCGCUCGCGCUUUUCCGUGCGGCACUACUCGCACCAACAGGUCCGGCCGCCGCCGAGCUCAGUGGUCCAGCCCCUUCCGCCUGCGCCCGACGCGGCGACGGCGGGGGGGUUGUUCGAACCGCAAACGUAA
This is a messenger RNA of Pelagomonas calceolata, 864 nucleotides long. The record is from the annotation of a GenBank genome assembly. Lineage: Eukaryota; Pelagophyceae; Pelagomonadales; Pelagomonadaceae.